Medicago truncatula (barrel medic) is the source of this 645-nucleotide messenger RNA. Its product is annotated as F-box/kelch-repeat protein At3g06240. Lineage: Eukaryota; Viridiplantae; Streptophyta; Magnoliopsida; Fabales; Fabaceae. The coding region runs from base 1 to 645 and encodes 214 amino acids. The record is from RefSeq and is a predicted model, not a curated record. The transcript is spliced from 3 exons.
AUGCAGAGGUUUUAUAUUGUUUCAUUGUGCUUCAACCCUCUCUACCUGUGGAAUCCAUCUACUGGAUUUCACAAACAAAUACCUUUGUCACCUUUUGGUUCCGAUUUAGAUGCAGAAUAUUUCCAUGGUUUUGGAUAUGAUCAGUCAACAGAUGAUUACUUGGUUGUUUCAAUGUCCGUUGAUCCAUCACACUUUGAGUUUUUCUCAUUGAGAGUUAAUACAUGGAAAGAAAUUGAGUUCUUCCCUUAUACGAAUUCAUGUGAAGAUAAGCCCAAUGCAGGGGUGCUCUAUAAUGGGGCUAUUCAUUGGUUGGCUUAUCGUCAUGAUUUACGAAAGGAUGUUAUUGUUGCCUUUGAUUUAAUGGAAAGGGAACUUUUUGAUAUGCUUUUGCCAGAUGAGUUUCGAGAUACACUUGAUUAUUGUAGUUUGUGGAUUGAAGCUGCGGUAUUCGGCACUUGCGGGACAGUUUUUGGUGCUGCUGUCAGUGCUGUAUAUGACAGCAUCAAUUUUCUGGGCGCCAGUUUCAAAGUUAUUUCUGAGGAACUUUCUGAGGAAAGUGUCCACAUAAUGUUUGAAAAUAUGACCGUUGCAGUUGAGUGUGUUUUCGAGGUAGAUUCCCGAGGAAAGUGUCUUCCAAAUGUUUAA